This is a messenger RNA of Clupea harengus (Atlantic herring), 726 nucleotides long. RefSeq names its product trypsin inhibitor ClTI-1-like. Gene Ontology annotation, molecular function: protein binding; serine-type endopeptidase inhibitor activity. The record is from RefSeq and is a predicted model, not a curated record. Lineage: Eukaryota; Metazoa; Chordata; Actinopteri; Clupeiformes; Clupeidae.
AAGACACUGUUUUUACGUAGGCAGUGUAGGCGGAGCUCAGAAAGUAAUAAAUGAAGGUUACGCACUGUCGUGUACCAGAAAACAUCUUAGCAAGCCUGUGAAGUUUUAAUGAUGGUUGCCACGGCGAGGAUUGUCAUUGUAAUGCUCGGUUUGAUCGUUCUGGCAACAGGAGCAUAUAUACCAGAUGGUGCAACAGAGCCUGACUGUUCGAUGUUCUUCCUUCCUAUCUGCACCCGCGAGUAUGAUCCUAUGUGUGGGACAGACGGCGUGGAGUAUUCCAACGAGUGCAUGCUGUGUCUCCACAACCUCGAACAGAAGCAGAACAUCUUCAUAAACAACAAAGGCCUAUGCUAAACCUUAGGCCAAUGAUGCCUUCACAUGGCCUACAUGAACUGAAGAUGCCAGGUCCUCCAGUUUCUUGUGGUUGACAUGGCGAAGCUCCUGUUGCUUUCACACAUGUUAAACCCCUAAAGAACUAUAUGUUACAGACUCCUUGUAGGCUAUUCCUCUGAACGUUUGAGUAAAAACUUUCAUUUAAUCUUUUAGUUUUGUGCUUUUAGUCUCUUAAAUCACGUUGAACAGCUUUUCACCACACCUACAAACACCUGUGUGGAGAUUGUCCAGACUUGCCUAAUUUCGACAUUGAACCAACCGGAGAAUGUUUGGAAUUCUGUUCUGAGGUGUUGUCUAUCGUUUCUUAAUAUUAUUAAUAAAAUGUUGACUUAA